Paramacrobiotus metropolitanus is the source of this 3043-nucleotide messenger RNA. RefSeq names its product exocyst complex component 2-like. Bases 140 to 2749 code for a protein of 869 amino acids. Gene Ontology annotation, cellular component: exocyst. Gene Ontology annotation, biological process: Golgi to plasma membrane transport; exocytosis. The transcript is spliced from 9 exons. NCBI's taxonomy places the organism in Eukaryota, Metazoa, Tardigrada, Eutardigrada, Parachela, Macrobiotidae. The record is from RefSeq and is a predicted model, not a curated record.
CUCGGAAUUUUUUUUUGUAAACUGCAGACAUUCUCCUACAUACGUCUUUUUCUUAUCUGUGUUCUGAGUAAACAUAAAUUUGCACCAGAAAGUGAAGUACAGUAUAUAGAAUUUUCCUUCCAGCUUGCAACCGUUUGAAAUGGUUCGCGCUCCACCGAAAGUGACUGGGCUAUCUCCCAAAGAGGGCCCACCUGGAACCCGUAUUGUUAUCCGCGGUGAAAACUUUGGAGCGCAGCCCAAUGACUUGAUUAGUGUGCUGAUUUGCGGGGCGGAGUGCGUCUUCCAAGCAGAGUGGCAGAGUCCUAGUAAAAUUUUAUGUCGUUCUGGAAAUGGGCAAGGUAUUGGGGAUGUGGUGAUUACCACCAAAUCUGGAGGCAGAGGGACGUCGACGGUGCAGUUUCGAGGCUAUGUUGAUAGUAUAGGACCGACCAAAGAAAGCGCUGUUUGGAUCGAUGAAUCCAGAUUUGCAGAUGGACGAGCUGGCAAUCAACCACAGUCUCCGGUUGGACUUGCCGAAGGGCAAGAUCCACUGGCACUGUCCGACGAGCAAACUAAAGAAAUCUUCAAGGAAGAACAGUUACUGGAAAUGUUUCCGGAAGGUUCUGGCAAUAUAACCCAGGAGAAUUUUAAUUCUGCUUGGUUUCUAUUGGAAAAUCACGGUGGAGCUACUCUGGAAGAUUUAAAACAUGGACUGCGGCAUAUGCAGACGCAAAGCAAACAACAGUCUGAAGGUUCUGUCGUGUUCCUUAAGGGCCAUUUGGGCUCAUAUUUUGAAUGCAUCGAUACACUGGACCAUCUGGAAGUUCGUUUUGCUGAAGAUAGCGAGAAGUUUGUGGAAAACGUCGACAGCUUGGUGGAGAAAGUGUCCAAUGCGCGCGACUUGUCGAAUUAUACCUAUGAAGCAGUAUUCAGACGCCGGCAGAAAACUGAAUUCUACCGGCAUUCAAUUUCCACUGUACAGCGCUUUCACUAUUUCUUCGAUUUAUUGUCCAGCAUCCAUAAGAGCAUUCGACUGCGAAAUUAUCGUGCCAUCAUGGCGGAUUUCCGGAAGUUCCAAAGUAUGAUCGGUAAAAGUCAGGUGCGAGUAUUGCAAAAUGUCUACCGAGAAGUGGAAGCCAAGAUUGACUCAUUACGAUCCAGUUUGCGUGAAGAGCUCAGAGUUAUGCCCGGGGACGUGGAUAAGCAGAUCAUGCUGUGUCGUAAUUUGGCGGAACUGGAGGACACCGGGGAUCCCGGUUGGGACUGCAUUAACACCCUUCAUUUGUACAUUAUGGAAAAGAUGUUCGAGAUUUACAGUUUUUAUUUUGCCGACGUCGGCGCAGCAGUUGCAGAUGUUCAACGGUCCCUCCAGACCAAAGCGUACCUGCACAUUGAUUUUCAAAUUCAUGUGGCGUCACCUUUUGACUUAGAUUUUGAUGUGCCGUCCGAUAUUGAAGGAGCUACCUCCGUUAAUCGGGAAAAGCCCGAAGCUAUUACGGAUUCCGCUUCUGUUUGCCAAUUGCUCAAAGUGCUCAGUGAUCAUAUGGUAAAAGGUGUUCGGCAUUUUUUGCGGCUGUCCGAAGCGUUUUUCCAAUCAGAAAUGCGGGAAAGCGGGAAGGAUGUCACGGCAGUGGUUGAUCCUGUGAAAUAUAACAGGCAGCGCGAGAUGGUCGUAGAGACCGUGCAUAACUUUGUCGCUAUCGUCCAGUGUGCGGUGCGGCCAAAGGAGACUUUAAUAAAACCGGAAGACUUUUAUUCUGCGGUUUUAGCCAUUCAAGACGUUAGGAAAGCGUUAACUGGCCAUGGGGAAGGCGCUGCUGUGCUGAAGCAGCUUAUCAUGCAGUUAAAGCGCGCGUUGGUGUUAGCUGUUCUGGAACGUGGUGCUGCAGAGAUGGAAUCAAUUGCUACAAAUGCGUCCGAGCGUCCCGAUAAAGUUCUACGUUUGGCAUCGAAAAUGCCGGAACUGUUUACGACCAUUGCCGUAAAAACGUUAGGCAUGACCAAGCAGUAUUUGGCCGAGGAUAAAAUACACAACAUUAAUAUUCUAAACGACUCAGCCUUGGUGGAUGCAAUACUGAACAACUGGACGCGAUUGUUUAACGUCCCAGUCGACACACUGCACGAUUUUGGUGACAGCGGCACGGGAGUUGUGGCGUUAUUUGCUCUCAUGUCCGCUCAAACCUUGCUGAAGAAAGUCCUUCCACGCUUGUUUAAGAUGUUGGACAGUAAUAUUCCGGAAUCCAAAGCUUCCUUCAAAGUGACGAUAACUGAUCGUUAUAAUGAACUCGUUUCUGAUCUGGCCAAAUCCUUUGUGGAGACAAAAGCGGAACCAGUGAUUGGAGUUAUUGAAAAGCACAUGAUUGAUUACGGUGUUGACUGGAAACACGCUUCUGAGCCACAGGAAGUGAAUGCCUACAUCACAAGGAUUGCUUUCGAUCUGAAUGCGGUGUACGAGGAGCUAUGCGUAUUUGUCAGCGAUGAGGACCUAAGUGACAAUAUCAUGAAAGGAAUCAUCGUUAAAGUUUGCGAGGAAGUCAACCGCUUAUUUUUUGUUGCGUCUGGCUUUAACGUUAAUGGUGUGAUCCAGGGUCAAAUUGAUCUGGCAGCACUGCGGCUGAUAAUCGGUCCCUUUACCAGCAGAGUAUCAACAACAAUGCUGGAUGAUGUGGAUAAAUUAUUAAGAGAUCAGCGCACACCGCAAAGUGGUGACAAGGUCAAUAAAGUGCUGGACGAAUAUACCAGAACACAUCAGAUGUUGAUGUUCAGUUGAAGUUUGAUGGAUUUGCAUUUGUGACAAUUUAUAAAUUUUUUGGUCCUGACAUAGUGUGAUAUCUCGACAGAUCGGUAUUUUCUGUCGUUUGCGUUUUUCGGUGAUUUCAAAUUGUAAAUGGCUGACCGGAGCUUGUUUUUCCGGCGCAGUUCAAGGAGCUUUAUUGUUCAGCUUUGUCUGCUAUACAGUAUGAAAAGAGAAAUACAGCAUACUUCUAUGAAUAUUUUGUUAUAAUGACGCUGAACUUAGACUCCCGUGGAGAUCAUUUUCCCCAUUUUAAAUGAUUCCUUAUUA